Molecule: messenger RNA, 5742 nt
Organism: Symphalangus syndactylus (siamang)
Lineage: Eukaryota; Metazoa; Chordata; Mammalia; Primates; Hylobatidae
Gene: COX7A2
Product: cytochrome c oxidase subunit 7A2
Biological process (GO): mitochondrial electron transport, cytochrome c to oxygen; regulation of oxidative phosphorylation; mitochondrial respirasome assembly
Cellular component (GO): respiratory chain complex IV
Source: RefSeq, a predicted model, not a curated record
UAACAACAAUAUAUUUUUUUCUCUUUUCACUCCAUCUAGGCCUCUUGUUUUUGCAGUUCUGCAGCACAUCAACGCUUGAUUCCAAAUUCAGAUUGUUAAUCAUGUUCUUGUCCUAAGUCUGGAAUGACUUAAUUUCUGCUCCAUUUGUUCUACCAGACCUGCCAAAAUUGUCUUUUGUUUUUUGAGACGGAGUCUCACUCUGUCAUCAGGCCAGAGUGCAGUGGCGUGAUCUCAGCUCACUGCAACCUCCGCCUCCCGGGUUCAAGCGAUUCUCCUGCCUCAGCCUCCCGAGUGGCUGGGACUACAGGCUAAUUUUUGUAUUUUUAGUAGAGACAGGGUUUCACCAUAUUGGCCAGGAUGGUCUUGAUCUCUUGACCUCGUGAUCUGCCCGCCUCGGCCUCCCAAAGUGCUGGGAUUACAGGGGUGAGGCUAUAAUCUGCGCCUGGCCCAAAAUUCUGUCUUUUUACAACCUUAGCCCACUAGUUUCUUUGAAUUUCCCAUACAACUUUUAUUGUGCCAGUUACCUGGAGAGUCAUUUAUGUCUGCAUCAAAUUUACUGUUAUGUAUGAUAUUCCUAGAUUGUAUUCUCCAGAAGGUCAGACACUUUAAAACAAUAUUCCCUUGCGUGUAUUACAAAGUGUUACAUUCAUAGUAGGUAGCCGGUAAUUAUUGUUCAAUGGGGAGUGACUCAUGUUCAUGUUGAUGAAAAGAGUCAAACUCUGUAAAAUAUUUUAAGAGACUUCUUCUGAGCCAAAUAUGAGUGACCAUGGCCCGUGACACAGCCCUCAGGAGAUCCUGGGAACAUGUGCCCAAGGUGGUUGGGAUACAGCUUGGAUUCAUAUAUUUUUGGGAGGCAUGAGACAUCAAUCAAAUACAUUUAAGAAAUACAUUGGUUUGGUUCAGAAAGGCGGGACAACUCAAAGUGGGGGGCUUCCAGGCUAUAGGUAAAUGUAAACAUUUUCUGGUUGACAACUGAUUGAGUUUAUCUGAAGAUCUGGGAUCAAUAGAAAAGAAAUGUUUAGGUUAAGAUAAAGGAUUGUGGAGACUAAGUUUUAUUGUGCAGAGGAAACUCAGAUAGCAGACUGCAGAGAGAGCAGGUUAUAAAAUGUGUCUUAUCAGACUUAUAAGAGUGCCUGGCUCUUAGUUGAUUAUCUCCUGGAUCUGGAAAGGAAGGAAAGAAAACAAAGGGGAAAGGAGAUUCUCUAUAGAAUGCGGAGAACAGGAAACUUUGUAGGGCAAUUUCAAGGUAUGGCAGAGAAGCAUGUUUUGGGGUAAAACAUUUUGAUUUUCUUCCUCGUUAUGCCAGAGUCACAUGGGAAAGUAAGUCAUAAUAUACAGGGUUAAAUAAAACCCAUCUGAUGAGAAUUUGUGGUUUGUAGGGCAGGACUCCCCAGACCCUUUAGAUAUGAAUUUGGGCAAGAUAAAAAAAAAUCAGAGAUUAGUCCUCAUUCAUAUGUUUUAUCAAAUUGUUUAUCAUAAGGACUUUAGAGUCAGAGAAAAAGAUCAUUACGAGUUAGUCCAACUAAAGUUUAAUGAUGAAAAGACUGAGGCUUGCAAUUAGAUAAAGUAAUAAACUAAUACAGCAACUAAGACAGCAACUGUUUCCUGAUUUCCGAAAGUGACUCAGAAUGUGAUCAUGUAUGGAAUUAUAUUGAAAUGUUAUCUCUUAACCAGUAGUUUGUAACAUUAAAGUUCACAUGAAACUGUUCUAUAUUUUUAUAAAAUUGGAAGUGGAUUAAGCAUGGAUCUAGAAUUAACAGGUGUGUACGCACACACAUCCAAAUCACACAAAACUAUUCUGGCUUCCCUCUGUUUUUGUUAUUUAUAGAUUCUAUAGGCAGGAUCAAAGUCAGGGUUAUCUUGUCUGCUUUUUAAAGGAAAAAAAAAAGAUUGGGUAACUAUGCUCUGGUAACUUUGCAUCAGUAAUUAUGAGAUAUUUUCACUUAGUACUUUCACAUCUGAUGUCCAUCUUACUGACAAGACUUAAACCAUGACCUACCUCAGGUUUCCCAGAUAUUUCUCACAUAUUCCCCCUGCCAAUUUUGUUAUACUGUUACAAAACCCUCCGGAGUAAGUAUUUUCCAAAAGAAACAUUUUCUAGUUUUCUAACAUUACGAAAGAGUAAGGAUAAAAGAACCCCAAACUGAUGUUUUGGAAAGCAUUCUAUUUUGAAAGUAACUUCUGGUUCAGAGGAUGAAUUUUAAAAUGUGGUAAUGUUUCUAGUGUGCCUGGGGAGAUCCAAUAAAGUUUGUUAGGUACCCAGGCAAAUUUCAGUCAUUUGUAUGUCAGGAUAAUCACAACUUACAGAAAAGGAGCAAGAAGAUAAUGAAUGAGGAACCCUCGGACUGAAAACAUUUGGAGGGAGUACAAGUACUAAGACAGAUGUUUUGAAUUUUUAUACUCAAUAAUCCAUUCUUUCGUGCGGAUACAGUUCAUUCAUUUAAUCAAUGUAUAUUGAGCAUUUUCUAUGUGCCAAUUACUAUUCUAGAUGCCAGGGAUACAUGAGUAAACACAACCGAGUUUAGAGCAGAGUCAUAUGAUCCAACUUAAGUUCUUAAAAGAAUCAUUGCUGUGUGGAAGAUAGUGGAAGAGUGGAAACAGAGAAACCCGUUAAAAAGGCUUUUGACAUAAUCUGAACAAGAGAUGAUGAUGGCUUGGCCAGUAGUAGUAGUACUGUUGGAGAUAAUGAGAAGUGGUUCAAUUCAGAUUAUAUUUUGAAGGUGCAGCCAAUAGAAAUUUUUAAUAAAUUGGUUUAUAGAGUAUGAUAGCAAACAAAGUUUAAGGCUUGAAAUAAGGAAAAUUGCAGAGGAGAAAGUUGGGGAAUAAGGAGUGGAAAGUAGAAUUCAGUUUUGUUUGUAAGUUUGAGAUGCGCAUUAGCCAUCUAGGUGGCGAUGUCUCAAGUUAAUGGCAAAGGCCAGGCAGGAGAUUAGUUGUCAGCACAUGAAUAGUUUUUCUUUCCUAAAAAAAUUCUUUUUCUUCAUACAAUCUACAGGAAGUGGGAGGAGUAGUUCAAUGUUAGAAGAAAUCACAAAAUGGAUGAAUGUAGAAAAAAGGUGAGAAACUGAAAUUUUAGAGGUUAAGAGGAUAAGGAUCCAGGAAAGGAAACUAAAAGGAGCAGCCGCUAAAAUAGGAGAACCACCGAAGGAGUACUGUGGAAGCCACUUUAAGACCGUGCUUCAAAUGAUCAUACUCUUUCUUACACGUAUGGUUUACCUCCAAAUUAAAAAGCGAAAGUAUAUGGUGAGGGACGGAUUAACUAUGUUAAAUGCUGUUAAUAGAUGGAGAAGGUGAAAAUUGAGUUUGACAGUUUGUUUAGCAACCUGGAAGCUAUUGGUGAUUCUAAACAAGAGCAGUAAAAGCCUGCCCAAAAUGGGAUCAAAAAAAGAUUAGGAGGAGGAGAAGGAGAGACAAGUAUAAAGAAGUCUAUAGGAUGGUAACGGUAAUCAAAGGAAUUUGUUUGUUUUUAAUUUGGGAAUGUGUUAAUAGAUGGAAUGAUCCAGUAAAGGGGGAAAUUGUACUGAAUAACAUGCAUAUAAGAAUCUAUGUCUACUUUAGGAUCUAUUUAAUGUGAAUUCAUGGCUUUUUUUUUUUUUUGAGACGGAGUCUCACUCUGUCGCCCAGGCUGGAGUGCAGUGGAGCAAUCUUGGCUCACUGCAAGCUCCACCUUCAGGGUUCACGCCAUUCUCCUGCCUCAGCCUCCUGAGUAGCUGGGACUACAGGCGCCCGCCACCACGCGCGGCUUAUUUUUUGUAUUUUUAGUAGAGACGGGGUUUCACCGCGUUAGCGAAGAUGGUCUCGAUCUCCUGACCUCAUGAUCUGCCCGCCUUGGCCUCCCAAAAUGCUGGGAUUACAGGCCUGAGCCACUGCGACCGGCCUCAUGGCUCUUUUUGGACAGUCAUAAGCUUCUUAGAUCUGUCACUCAAUGUAAUUAAUGGAUGUAUUGGUUAAUACUGCCUUUAGCAGUGCUAGGGGAUUGGUAAGAAAUCCACAUAAUCUCUGCGCUUGGGAAAUUUACAAUCUAGAGUUGGCUAAGUGGAGAAAACAUAAGAGAGCACAUACAACUAACAAAUUCAGAUUAUGGACAAUGUACUUAAAAAAAUCCCACGCCCUAGCUAUUGGCACGUGGUAAUUUUGCCCAGAGUUUUGGUUACAUGCAUAAUCCAGAGGGGUGUAGAAAACCAGGUCCUUUCAGUACCAAUCUAAGGAAGACAUGAAUUGGGGUGUUUAUAAACCUUGGGGAGGAAGAGAAUUUUAACUGGGACUGGUAACUUGGUGGGCCCAUUGACAUACAAUAGAUUGUGAAGAAGAAAACCCCAAGGAUUAUAAGGAAUAGUUUUAAUAUUACUAAUUUUUAUCCUUUGCUGAACCUAUGGGUUUCUUAUUUGAAAUGGCAAUCACAUAAUUUGUAAGAGUUUGUAGAAAGGUGGAAAGAUUAUUGUAAUACAGGGUAGAUAUUUGCAUUUGUACAUACUUGAGGGUAAGGACAAGAAAUAAACACUUGUAAUGGGGAUUACUUAAGCAAAAUGGAUGACACCGACAGCCUUUCUGUACAACAAAUAAUUGCUGUGCUUCUCAACUCCAAUAAUGAAUGUAGUGCCCUGCUGGAUCUGGGACAGCAAGACUUUUGAGUCCAGAUUCGCCAUCCCAUUUCUUGUCCCCUAACGUUUCCUCAGAAGCGAGCGAGCCUCUUCCACAAUUUGGGGACACUGUGGAAGAGCUUCUUGCUUGGGGAGUUCUGCAGCAGUCGAAGGUACAAGAAGAUAAAAAUUGGUAUCUCGACACAGCUCUUACAGCAUAUUCUCAACACAAGGAACAGUAAUGUCCCGCAGCAGUUCCUUCGGUGGAAAAAACUGACUGUAUCCGUGUAAGAGGAGUAAUUCUUUUUUGAAUUUUAUGAGGCUUCAGAGCUGUAUUUCGGCCAACCCAGUCUUUGUUCAGUUUCUAGCGGCUUAAAGGUUGCCCAGUUUUACGCCUUCUCGCUCAAAACAGACACUAGUUUUCUUUGAUAGCCUGGUCUCACAUUGACUUCGUCUAAGCUUAUUACAUUCGUCUCAUAAAUCGUUUGCUUUUUCCCCAGCCUUAGCUCCACGGAGCAGCUUCCUGAACAUCGAAAGAGUCAGGAACGAGAUCACGAGACAGACGGCGAGCCGGCUAGAGCGGAUAGAGCCGUACUGCCGCUCUAGUUUUUCUUUUGCUCUCUAUGGUUAGGAGCGCAAGCCUCUCUUCGGCCGGGAAAGAUUUAAGUUAGUGAAUGCUUACGCAAGACUCGGAGGUAGUUCCGGUUCCGGCGUGGCCAUUUUCGUUGCUGGUGUUCAGUUGUGGCGUUUGCUGGUCAGUAACAGCCAAGAUGCUGCGGAAUCUGCUGGCUCUUCGUCAGAUUGGGCAGAGGACCAUAAGCACUGCUUCCCGCAGGCAUUUUAAAAAUAAAGUUCCAGAGAAACAAAAACUGUUCCAGGAAGAUGAUGAAAUUCCACUGUAUCUAAAGGGUGGGAUAGCUGAUGCCCUCCUGUAUAGAGCCACCAUGAUUCUUACAGUUGGUGGAACAGCAUAUGCCAUAUAUCAGCUGGCUGUGGCUUCAUUUCCCAAGAAGCAGGAGUGACUUCAAUCCUCCCAGCAGUCACUUGGUUCAGUUUCAUUCAGCUCUCUAUGGACCAGUAAUCUGAUGAAUAACCGAGCUCUUCUUUGGGGAUCAAUAUUUAUUGACUUGUAGUAACUGUCACCAAUAAAGCAGUCUUUACCAUG